GGUCAUCUUAGUUUGGAUCCGUGACGACAAAGGGCCGACUGUAGCGUGAGGACAAUCUAUCUUGAUAAUCACAUAAUCAAUGCAUUCGACACACCGCAUCUCGUCCUAAAAACAUCCACAAAAGAGAUAACCGCGCCGUUCCAUAGCACAAGACUUGUGCCUCUAAGCGACUGACCAUGUAUCAUUUUGUUGCCCCACUCUUCUUGGUCUCUUCGGAGGGCCAAGCGAACAGGGCCGACCACCAGCUCAACAACAUCGAAGCCGUGGCCACUAAGCAGCGCAGAAAAGUUCAGAAUCGGAAGAACCAACGAUUGCAUCGGCUACGAAAGAAGAAGCCAAACGCGGCUUCUGCUCAAGCCUCGCGCCCAUUCCAAGUUGACCGCUGGCGUUUGGACGAACUGGACGACUUGCUCAUCGAUGCUGAGGAUUCCGCUACCAAGGAGCUCACUACCAAGGAUGCGAAUGUUGUCACCUCGACUGCUACUCCCAGAAGGACUGUGGUAUUCCGGGACUCACUCUUAUGCGUUUCGACCUUAGUUCCAACCACGCUCAAUCCCCCGCCCAUGGUCUUCCCUCUUUCCACCGACCACCUCCUCCAUCUAGUCCAAUACAAUGUUUUUCGAGCUUUCGUCUCCAACAAGCGUACCCUGAAUGCGCUUCUCAAAGGUUGGUCAUACGACAAGCCUUAUACAGAAUGUCCUGUUUGUCCUAUCAGUUUACCCUACACCGACGACACCAACAUAUAUCCUUUGAACCCUAACAUACCUUCGUCGCUAUUCCCCACUCGCUUGCAGCAAGAGCGCACGCACUCGUCCUGGAUCAAUCUCUUUCCAUUCCCUUCGCUACGAGACAAUUUCAUUAGGCACGAGGAACGACUCGAUCACUGGGAUCUGUUGGAUGAUCUUGUUGGGGAGCUUAUGGGGAAUAUACCGACCCAGGAGCGACGAGGUACGUCAGCUGCUAUCACUUUGUCUGAUCCAAAGACUGCCCCGGAACAGCCGGUCGCAGCGGUAGGCAACGAUGACGAUGGGGUCACAGCGGGCCGCAGAGGACUUAUAGUCUGGGGAGAGCCUCAUGUUCAACAGAACUGGGAGGCUACGCCAGAGUUUCUGAAGAAGUGGUCGUGGGCAGUGCAAGGAUGCGACGACCUGCUUGCCUCUAGUAACCGUUGGAGGUUGGCGAGAGGGGAAGAGCCUCUAAGUCUUCCGGCAAUAGAAGACUUGUCUUUAAAUUAGAAACGUCCGGAUGCGGUCUAAGAAAGAUGGCCUCCAGGAUGCGAUACUUGUUAUUGCAAAGCCACGAUAAGGCAGAGAGUAGGAUAUCGG
Messenger RNA from Alternaria alternata, 1325 nucleotides. RefSeq lists its product as hypothetical. The record is from RefSeq and is a predicted model, not a curated record. The transcript is spliced from 2 exons. NCBI's taxonomy places the organism in Eukaryota, Fungi, Ascomycota, Dothideomycetes, Pleosporales, Pleosporaceae. The coding region runs from base 177 to 1235 and encodes 352 amino acids.